AUGAUAAAAGAGCAGUUUAAAUACAACAAAUCUUGUUUCUUCCAGACGCGUAUCCAGGACACUCGGGGGGAGAGUUUCUGCAGCAGCGACUUGUCCCUGGAUGGGACAGACGGCGGCUUCGACAUCGGCGAGAAUGACGGCGGCGGUGCGGACGGCAGUCAUCAGGGUGCCUCGCAUUCUCACCACGGUUCAUCAUCGCAUGACACCCCAUCGCUAUCGCAGAGCCUGCAUGCAGCCAUCAACAACCCCAUUGACAAACUGUUCAUGAUGCAAAGUAGUUAUUUCAGCGGCGAUCAUGCGUAAUCCAAGUUUCCCCUUUUCCUUCUCUUCUUCCCUCUCUCUACCUCUAUCUUCCUAGCGGUCGUCGCUUAUUUCACCUUUCUUGUUACCUCCUUUUUUUCCUUUACUUUUAUUUAUAUGACAUAUAAAAUCAUUUGCUUUGUCAAUGAAAAAGUGCAUUUUAUUUAUUUUUCUCGUGUCGUGGUAUGAUCACAGCCAGUAUGUUGAGUUCAUAUUUUAAUUCUUCGUUUUAUACUAGUUGUUGCUAAUUCAUUCCCGACUGACAUUGCAAAA
Pogonomyrmex barbatus (red harvester ant) is the source of this 573-nucleotide messenger RNA. RefSeq lists its product as uncharacterized. NCBI's taxonomy places the organism in Eukaryota, Metazoa, Arthropoda, Insecta, Hymenoptera, Formicidae. The record is from RefSeq and is a predicted model, not a curated record.